This is a messenger RNA of Myxocyprinus asiaticus (Chinese sucker), 5190 nucleotides long. Its product is annotated as N-acetyl-beta-glucosaminyl-glycoprotein 4-beta-N-acetylgalactosaminyltransferase 1-like. Gene Ontology annotation, cellular component: Golgi cisterna membrane. The record is from RefSeq and is a predicted model, not a curated record. Gene Ontology annotation, molecular function: acetylgalactosaminyltransferase activity. NCBI's taxonomy places the organism in Eukaryota, Metazoa, Chordata, Actinopteri, Cypriniformes, Catostomidae. The transcript has 21 exons. Bases 804 to 4310 code for a protein of 1168 amino acids.
GUGCAGUGAUGCUGCUCAGCAAAAUGUUUAAUAGCUGAGAACAAAAAGGACUCAAGUCAAAAAGGAAAGAGCUCUAAUGAGGACGAUUCAGAUAAUGGCAUCGCACGAAGAUGUUAGCAGCUGUUUUUUACGUCUACAAAACAGAUCGGAGAAACAAAAGCGUGCUCCUCGCGUGCACAUAAAUAUCAGUGCGAUAUGAGCGCGAGACGAGACAACAAAACCCGAAAACAGCGAUUCUUCAAGGCGAACAGCGCUUUAUUUUGUCUUCAUCUGACAAUGAACACUGAACGAGACCGAAACGAGAAAAAAACCUUAACGCUUUCACUGUCUUCUCAUCGCAUCCGGCGACUGCAAUAAGGAUUUGUGACAAACUGACGGCAAGAACACAAUUUAACGGGACUUGAAAAUGAAAUCAUCCCUGUAUGAAGACGUGAUGGAAUGGAAAUAACUGUUUAAGUUUGACAGCUUCAUAAAAGUGACCCGAGGACAUCACCUCUAUUGUGUUCUGGCUACUUCUGACAGCACAAAAGGCGAACUGCCCCCCGUUUUUAAUGGGUACCUUCUAAACUGGAUUUUACGGAUUUUUCCCCCCAGUUAGACUCAAGUGCACAGUAAGGACAGCCACAAGACAGCAGAGCAUCUGCCAACACACAUACUCUCCUGUGAUGAUAACAUCCACAGCAGUAGCUACUGCGUUUAGACAUGCCCAUUUUAGUGGUAAAAAUAAUUUCACGCUGUACGAGACCAACACUAAACGGACAGCAGUUACUUCAAUUUUACACUGAGUGGGUGAUGUUGCUGUGAUGAGGAUGCGCUUUCCUCUGAAGAAAAUCCGCAAGCAGUUCAAACUCCUUCUGCUACUUGUCUUGCUUAUGUUUGUAAUUGGGUUCACAUAUUUUCACAUCAACCAAGGCAAAGCCAUUAAACUCCACUUCAACUAUGGUAAAGAUAUGGAGAAGCAGGCAGACGGGAUGGGGUCCAGUCAUAAGAAACACCCUCCCUCAUCACUCAUCCCCUCUGAGCACAAGGAUGAUGUUGACAGUCAGGAGGAGGGUUGGGGGGAGGAAGAGCUCGGUGAGUCUGCUCAGGAGAGCAUUGCCAACGCUGAGAUGCGCAGACUCCUCAGCCAAAAGUUCUUCAGGUUGCCAUGGAAACCAGAGUAUAAAGGUCAGGCCAAUCUGCAUGUGUUUGAAGACUGGUGUGGCUCAUCUGUCUUCCAACUCAGGAAGAAUCUUCAUUUCCCACUCUAUCCACAUACCAGGACCACAGUGAAGAAAAUUGCAGUGGCUCCAAAGUGGAAGAAUUAUGGCCUUAGAAUCUUUGGAUUCAUUCAUCCUUAUAAAGAUGGGGAUUUUCAGUUCGCCAUUGCAUCAGAGGACAACUCUGAACUGUGGCUAAGCUCAGAUGAGAAUCCGCUCAAUGCCAGACUGCUGGUGUAUGUAGGACAGCAUGGCUCAGAGUGGACGGCUCCAGGAGAGUUCAGCAAAUUCAGAUCCCAAACUUCCAAACCUGUGCGUCUCAUGUCCUCACGGCGAUACUACUUUGAGGUUUUGCACAAGCAAGACGACAGAGGUUCAGACCAUGUGGAGGUGGGGUGGAGACCAUUCCUGCCCGGGUUGACGUAUGACGUUAUUGACUCAGCUUAUAUCUCUUUGUACACAGAUGAAUCUAGUUUGAAGAUGAACAGUGUAAGGCACAUCCCACAGACACAGGCCAGUCACUCUCUCGCUCUGCAUGUAAACCACAGGAUAGGGAUACAUACUGCAGACAUGCUCAAAGCAGACCCACGAGACACCAUCUACAAGGUUCCCAUGAUAGACCAGUCCAGGCUGGAGAAUGUUCUGCCAUCUUGUGUUUACUCUCCUACAUACGUGGUAAAGGACUUCCCUAUUGCACGUUAUCAAGGCCUGCAGUUUGUUUACCUGUCCUAUGUAUACCCCAAUGACUUCACCAGACUUACUCAUAUGGAAAAAAAGAACAAAUGCUUCUACCGAGAGUCUCCUGUCUACUUAGAAAAAUUUGGCUUCUAUAAGUACAUGAAGAUGGAUGAGGAGGAAGAUGACCAGCCCAUUUUCUUCCCUAAACCUGAUGAUUUUCUGGAGGAGGAAGAGGGUGUCGACCUAGAGGAGACAAUCAAUUUCAGCAACCGGCCAGGCAGGAAGACAGUGUAUACCAGCCCACCCUAUCAAACUUCAAGGAUUACAGCUACCACUGCCUCCUCAAAGGCUGAUAGAAUAGACAAGGGUUCAAAGAAUUAUGUCUCUCAGCAAGGGAGGCAAUACAUUCUAUUAAAAGGGCAAGAGAAGAGUAAAAGAAAAAGAGUGGAAAGUUUUCAUAAAAACUCUCUGGUGCAAGUGGUGGAUGAUGAAAUUACAAAUACAAGACAUAUAGAAAAAGCAAAAGGUAGUGCAGGUGCCCUAGAGUCUCAGAGUGGAGCUUUAAAUGAACAGAUAGAGCACGGUGGUUCCCAAACACCUGCACUUAUUCAAAGAGGGCGUUCAUUAACAUGGCUACUCCCUGACCCAGGUUUGUCAACUAAGAGCAAACGUCCUCAAAUGUCCCCUCUUUAUGUGUUGGCUAAUAGGAUUUUAAGUAAUGCAGGCAACCCUGUUGUUGUUGGGACUAAUGUGGAAAAAGAGACCAAUACCAACAAAAUGUACAUCACUAGACCCCACCCACCAAGAAGCAGACCAAAAAGCAUACCGAUACCUCCAGUGGAAGUGUUCCCUGGUGUCUUCCUUUAUCAGUCUAGAAAAUCCAAGCGGCUUAUGGAUUUAAGCUCAAAAUGGAGGUCCUUAAAAACACAAGCCACAGCUUCUCUCAUCUGGCCCAGUGCCCACCUAAUGGACCAUAAGACUUUUACCCAACCAACUCUAUUAAAGCACAGUCAUCCGUUCUUGCCUACGGAGCCUGGAACUUAUUAUAAGGGCAACCCUACCACCUCCAUAUCAGAUCCAAACAGCUUUACCCCAUCAAGCCAAGAAAAGAGAGACCACCCUGGGCUAAACUCAUCUGAGAACAACCAACCUCUGGAGGUGCAGACAACAAAAAUCUCCAAGAUGCCAGAGGGUUCAGACAUGGCUCAGCAGAGCAGGGGUCUUGAGGAAGGAGAGAUGUCAGAGACCAGUUACGAGGAGGCAGCACUGAGGCCAAGCUUGAUGGAGGAGGCCAUUAACUGGCAGCGAACGUUCAGCGUGAACCCAGUGGACUUUGAGCUGCUAAGGUCAGACUGGAACGACCUGAGAUGUAACGUCUCAGGGAAUCUGCAGCUUGCGGAGAAUGAGGUUGUUGAUGUGAUCUCACAGUACAUGGAGAGGCUGAAUGAACGGAAUGGAGGGAACUACACUCUUAUCCGUAUUGUAAAUGUAGAGAAGCGGAGAGAUUCAGCCAGGGGCAACCGGUAUUUGGUGGAGCUGCUUUUGAUGGAGGGAGGGAAGAGGGUUGUGCGUCUGUCUGAGUACAUCUAUCUCCUGUUGCACCGCAGUCGACAUGAGGACGGAAUUGAGAGUAGAGAAGGAACCAUGGCCUCGUCCCACCAUACACCCUCCAAAACCCCACCACCCAGUGGCUCCAGUACCCCAAACCAUACCAAUUCACCCUGGAGUAUCAGUUGGACCAAGCCCUUGCUCUGCCAGCCAGCCAUGUUACAGUGGAGGCAUGACGUGAUGGUACACUUUGUUGUGCCAGUAAAGAAUCAGGCUCGCUGGGUGCAGCAGUUUAUCUCUGAUAUGGAGCUUCUGCACCGUGAAACCAAGGAUGAGAAUUUUAAUAUGAUCAUUGUGGACUUCCAGAGCGAUGACAUGGAUGUGGAGCAGGCACUGAAGGAGAGCACUGUUCCCAGGUAUGAAUAUUUGAAACGUGAAGGGAACUUUGAGAGAUCCUCCGGGUUACAGUUGGGUGUGAAUAUUAUAGAGGACAAUCACAGCAUAGUUUUCCUAUGUGACUUGCACAUUCACUUCCCUCACAACAUCCUGGAGACCAUUAGGAAGCACUGUGUGGAAGGCAGACUGGCAUUCGCACCCAUAGUCAUGAGACUGGACUGUGGAAGUUCACCUCUGGAGCCUGAUGGCUAUUGGGAAGUGAAUGGCUUUGGCUUGUUGGGGAUUUAUAAGUCCGAUUUUGAUAAAAUUGGUGGUAUGAACACAGAGGAGUUUAAAGACCGCUGGGGAGGAGAAGACUGGGAACUGUUGGACAGGGUUCUGCAGAAUGGACUAGAGGUAGAGAGACUGAGAUUAAGGAACUUUUACCACUAUUUCCACUCUAAGCGGGGCAUGUGGAACACUCCUAUUCAAAGACCACCUCAAGGAUAACAGAACACGGAGGACCAUGCUGUUGCUAUUGACUGACUUUGCGCUUGCGGUGGCCAUUUCUGCCCCAGAUGACCCUUACAGGGGAUACAUGGGCUUGCCACACUGUGUCUGAUAUAAGAACUGAAGUUUUUCUUAAAGGAAUUUUCCGGAUUCAAUGCAAGUUAAGCUCAAUCAACAGCAUUUGUGGCAAAAUGUUGAUUACCACAAAAAAAAAAAAAAAAAAAAAAGAAAAAGAAAAAUCUGGGUUACAGUGUGGCACUUACAAUGGAAGUCAAUGGGGCCAAUUCGUAAAUGUUAAAAUACUCUCUAUUUCAAAAGUACAGUGCAUUUAUAAAAUUAUAAGCUUUACAUUUCUGUCUUUAAACCCACCAAAAAUUGGCCCCGUUCACUGCCAUUGUAAGUGCCUCGCUUUACCUUUUUUUUUUUUUUUUUUUUUUUGCUAAUUAUGCCACAAAUGCUGUGGAUUGAGCUUAACUUGUAUUGAAUCCGGAAUAUUCCUUUAAGGGCUUUGCCAAAUUUGAUUCAACUUUUACUUGAUGGAUAAAAUAUGAACCUUUGAGAACACCAACAGAAUGCUUGGACAAUUUAUGGCACUUGUCUUUGAAAAGGAUGUGAGCAGAAAGGAUUGUCCAAAAUACUGUAGAUUGUCUCCCUUUAUUUCAUACUUACUAAGUAGUUUUUAAUAUUGGAGGUUUAUUUGAAGUACUUAUAAUGGAGGGUGCCAAAAUGUAAAGAAUACUAGAAUAAAAAAUAAAUAAAAUAAAAAUAAGUUGUGAUGAUGGGAUAAUUUCUGUGAAAUUGUUUGUAGAGGAUUUAGGUAUGUACUUUUUCUCUGUUAAAGUUUCUUAUUUUGAAGAAUAAAUGAAAAGUUAUAUUAAAA